AUGGCUCGCAACAACACCCAAGAGGCCGACAGGGUCAAGGACACCGAGCCUCAGAUCUUUGAAGAUGAGAACCCUGAAAAGCCCAUCCCCCGUAACACAGGCAGAAUCGACUACUCCGGUGCGCAGGAGAAGACUGAUCCCAAGGAAAUUGCCCUUGUGAAGAAGUUGGACAGAUGGAUUAUGCCGAUGCUCUGGUCCAUGUACUGGCUCAACGGAACCAUGAUGAUGCUCUGGGCUGUCGUUAGCGCCCUGACUGCGGUGUCCAAAGACUUCACCGGCCUCCUCCUGACCAGAUUUUUCCUUGGACUCACAGAAGCCCCCUACUACCCCGGAGCCGUUUACCUUCUUUCCAUCUUCUACACCCGUAAGGAGGUUGCAACCCGCAUCGCCAUCCUGUACACCGGAAACAUCCUCGCCACUGCCUUCGCUGGUCUCAUUGCUGCAGGCAUCUUCCACGGCAUGGAUGACCUUGGAGGCCUUGCUGGCUGGAAGUGGCUAUUCAUCCUGCAGGGUGCUGUGACCUUUGUCAUAGCUGUUAUUGGCUUCUUUCUUCUUCCUGAUUUUCCUCAGACCACCAAGUGGUUGACGCAGGAGGAGCGCGACCUCGCCUACAACCGAAUGGAACUCGACACCGUUGGCAACAAGGGAGAAACCAGCAUAUGGAACGGUCUGCGUCAAGCUGCCGCGGACCCAAUGGUGUGGAUUUUCUGCGCGAUGGCCCACAUGCAUCUCGCUGCCAAUGGCUUCAAGAACUUUUUCCCCACUGUAGUCGAGACCCUUGGCUUCAACACUACCAUCACGCUCGUCCUCACUUGCCCUCCUUACCUCAUCGCUGGUGCCGUCACUAUUGCUGUUUCAUGGUCCUCCGGCAAGUACAACGAGCGAACAUGGCACAUCACCAUUUCCAAGGCUGUUGCUGUAGUUGGCUUUGUUUCAGCUUGCGCUACGCUCGACGUGGCCGGCAGAUAUGCAUCGAUGGUCAUCUUCACUAUCGGAACAUACGGCGUCAACAGUCUGAUUCUUGGUUGGUGCGGUAGCGUCUGCGGACAGACCAAAGAGAAGAAGGCAGCCGCUAUAAGCGCGGUUACGAUGAUUAUGAAUAUUAGUUUCAUCUGGACACCUUAUCUUUGGCCUAGCAGCGAUGAGCCUCGUUACGUCAUUGCCAUGUCGAGCAGUGCCGCGUUCAGUAUCGCAACUGCUGCGCUUGCGUGGGUCGCCAAGAUCAUCAUGAAAAGACGAAACGCGAAGCUGAGAGCCUCCAACGAUGAGACGACUGUCUUCUACGUUUACUAG
This is a messenger RNA of Colletotrichum spaethianum, 1293 nucleotides long. Its product is annotated as MFS transporter prlL. The transcript is spliced from 5 exons. Gene Ontology annotation, biological process: transmembrane transport. Bases 1 to 1293 code for a protein of 430 amino acids. Gene Ontology annotation, molecular function: transmembrane transporter activity. Gene Ontology annotation, cellular component: membrane. The record is from RefSeq and is a predicted model, not a curated record. NCBI's taxonomy places the organism in Eukaryota, Fungi, Ascomycota, Sordariomycetes, Glomerellales, Glomerellaceae.